Molecule: messenger RNA, 1500 nt
Organism: Rhododendron vialii
Lineage: Eukaryota; Viridiplantae; Streptophyta; Magnoliopsida; Ericales; Ericaceae
Product: beta-ureidopropionase
Exons: 6
Coding region: 69-1385 (438 amino acids)
Molecular function (GO): beta-ureidopropionase activity
Source: RefSeq, a predicted model, not a curated record
GUUUUCGUUAAGACAAUGACAGGAGCAGCAAAGGUCGCGAUGAGGUCCCGUAAGUUACCAAUAUACCUAUGCCAGUCCACGAAGGCUCUCCUGUCCCCACGCACAGGGAGAAGAGGAGGAAGAUGGAGAGAAACGAUGAUGAGAUCGGAACGGCAAACGGGAAAGCAGAAACACCAACAGAGGGAGAUUCCUCCUCCACCCCGAACGACGGUUCGAUUGCUGGCUUCGAAUCUCUCAACCGCCUCCUCUGCGCUUCCCUCAGUCCCCAAGUUUUCCAGGAAGUCAAGCGAUUGCUUUUGGGACUGAAUUGUGGAAGAGCAGUUGAACCCAUCAAUGUCCCUGACCCUGCCAAAGCUCUGUCUGCAAAGCAUGAUUUUGAUCUCCAGGCGUUCUGCUUUCAUGCUGACAAGGAAGUACUAAGGGGACCUCAAACAGUCAGGGUUGGUCUAAUUCAGAACUCCAUUGCUCUUCCAACCACUGCACCCUUUUUGGACCAAAAGAGAGCCAUAUUUGAAAAGCUGAGGCCCAUAAUUGAUGCAGCAGGUGCCGCAGGAGUCAAUAUUUUAUGCUUGCAAGAAGCAUGGACGAUGCCAUUUGCCUUUUGUACUCGUGAGAAGAGAUGGUGUGAAUUCGCAGAGCCUGUCGAUGGAGAAUCAACACAGUUUAUUCAGGAUCUUGCCAGGAAAUAUAACAUGGUUAUAAUAAGUCCGAUUCUUGAGAGGGAUGUGAAACAUGGAGAGACUCUUUGGAACACUGCUGUAAUUAUUGGAAAUCGAGGCAAUAUAAUUGGCAAGCAUAGGAAGAACCAUAUUCCUAGAGUUGGGGACUUCAAUGAGAGCACAUAUUAUAUGGAAGGAAACACUGGACAUCCUGUGUUCGAGACAGCUUAUGGAAAGAUUGCUGUUAACAUUUGUUAUGGGAGGCACCAUCCCCUGAAUUGGUUGGCUUUCGGCUUAAAUGGUGCUGAGAUUGUUUUCAAUCCAUCUGCUACUGUUGGUGAACUCAGCGAACCAAUGUGGCCCAUUGAGGCUCGUAAUGCUGCAAUAGCAAAUAGUUACUUUGUUGCGUCAAUCAAUCGCGUUGGAACCGAGAUCUUCCCAAACCCAUUCACUUCAGGUGAUGGGAAACCUCAGCAUGCAGAUUUUGGGCAUUUCUAUGGAUCCAGUCAUUUUUCAGCACCAGAUUCUUCCUGCACACCAUCUCUGUCGCGCUACAGGGAUGGCUUGAUUAUAUCAGACAUGGAUCUCAACCUCUGUAGGCAGCUGAAAGAUAAGUGGGGGUUCCGAAUGACUGCCCGAUAUGAGUUGUAUGCUGAUAUGCUUUCGCGUUAUGUUCAGCCAGACUUUGAGCCCCAAGUCAUUGCUGAUCCCUUGUUACAUAAGUAACUUAUUCUUAAGUUUCAAGUGUACGUAUUUUGAACCUGAAACCAUUGAUGAAAAUCUGGAACUGCUGGUCUCUUAAAUAAUGUGUAAAAAUAAAUGGCUGUUGUUUGUGGUUCUA